Molecule: messenger RNA, 1668 nt
Organism: Mollisia scopiformis
Lineage: Eukaryota; Fungi; Ascomycota; Leotiomycetes; Helotiales; Mollisiaceae
Exons: 4
Coding region: 1-1668 (555 amino acids)
Source: RefSeq, a predicted model, not a curated record
AUGCUUGCCCAGACUGUGGGCACCUCUGCUGCUUCCAAUACUGUUGCAAGAUCGGCGAGGACCCUUCGGGUGAGCAAGGAUGCUGGGGAAGAAUGGAUUCAUGAUGAAUUAAGUCCUGAUGAACUCGACACGCUCAUUAAUGAAGCAUAUGGCCAGCCUGUACUGGAGGAGCACGUUGGCGAAAAGGAAGAUGAUGGAAAGAAGAAAUACGGCUUAUCAACUCCGUCCUCUAUUCGGGAACCCGCAGCCAGCGAAGGACUUGCCUGCUUCAUCUUCGAAGACGAUGUGCUCCAUAAUCUAUGGAUCGAGGCUGCCAGAAAAACUUCCUCAAAAGAUUUGCUGGUCUCAUUUGCCACGGAGCUAAAUUCACGUCUGGGGAAGGGAAAGUCCCAGCAACCACUUUUCGAGGACUCAAACGGUCUCGAUGUCGAGGAAGAGAAUCAUGGACUCAUGGGCCCAGAUAGCUUCCAGGCCUUCGUCGAAAGAUCGCGCGCUUUCCAAACGUUCAGGAUGAAUGUGGAGAAAUUCGUCAGGCCAAUUCCAACUCAACCUGCAAGUCGCCUACAAAAAUGCAAGGACAUUUUGUAUGCUUUAUCAGAAGGAUUGGUAAAUCCAAUGUGCGCAAUUUUCAAGUACCUGGGUAAAUAUUGGAAUCGCUUGAUCAAGGGUCCGCCAGUGGAGGAGGGAUUCACGCGAAUAAUGUGGACUUGUUCAUGUGGUACAACACUGUAUGAUGACUACGAUAGGACAGAAAGCAGUGCCGCAGAAGAGUUUCACCAGCUAUUGCAGCGUCAAUCUCGACGUAAAAGUGCCCCACUAAACCAUCACCUUGUAUUUCGUCAAUUAGCUCAGUUCAUCGGUCGGCUCUGCAACAGCAUCGCGGCUGCUAUUCUCAUAUUGCCAACUUACUGUUUCAAUCUGUACAGGAAAGUUUUUCACAGAACACCGAAUCUUCCAACGCAUGAGUUGGAGGCGCAGCAACCACCAUCUCAGGCAACAUCACAACGACCAGCGCCACCUGAACAGCUCUACCUCCUCUUAUGUAUCGAUGAUGGCAGUCGGUCGUCUGUAAUACGGGCAUACCAGCCUGCUGUACACGAUAUAGAUUCCGACAAUGCCUUCUUUAACAUGCUUCAUCGAUAUCACGCCUCUACCAAGAAGCGAUGGUGGUCCUGGCUGUCCAUGCGCGAGAUUAAAGAUAUCUACUUUGUAUCUUUUGAUCUGUACGAGAGAUCUAUUGUCGACAUCAAAGAGAUCAAUGCGAUGCCGACAGCUGAGUACAACACUGCCUAUCGUUACGAGAGCACUAAUGUCAAACCACCAAUUGGAUCGAGGACCUUGAAGCAUUUCUUGCGCUAUCCGGAACAUGCUUCUGCUGAACUUGCGCCAUGUCUUCAAAAAGUACCGAAGAAACUCAAUGAUCGGCUGAUUCCUUGCCCUACCCAAGGUGUGUCUCCUGGCUGGGGCUUACACUUCGAAGAUGGAUGGAGUUGGAAGAAGAUUUUGACGAUCAUAUGUUCUCUGUUCUUACUCGCAAGUAUUUUGGAGGGUGCUUUGUACUCGAGGCUUCAACAUAAUGUUCAAGACGCUAUGGCGCUUGGGGCAUUCAUGCUGGCUUGCUUCAGCAUUGUUAUUGCAACUUUACAAGCUUGGUUGAUGAUUGCAUGA